Messenger RNA from Prorocentrum cordatum, 2121 nucleotides. NCBI's taxonomy places the organism in Eukaryota, Dinophyceae, Prorocentrales, Prorocentraceae. The record is from the annotation of a GenBank genome assembly.
AUGCUGUACGGCCGGUUCCACAAGCGCCACCAUGAGCACAAGGCUCCAGGGCUUCACACGAAUUUCCACUUCACGGUGCCAGACCUGUUCAUCGAGGGGGUCUUGCCCAUCGUCGCGGCUCUGUUCUCUCUGAGGCCACUGCUCGGCGUGUUCCCGAAGCCCGUCGAGAUGGGUUUGUUGCACGUCUGCCUCCAGUGGUACGAGAUCGGCUCGCACUCGGGGAAGCCGGUCCCAACCGUCUCAUACUUGCCCCCCUUGGCGCCACUGUAUCGGGCCGUGUUCGGGGACGUGGACAAGAGGAACGUCGAGUUUCACCACGCGCACCACGCGCUCACCCACUGCAACUACGGCAUCACCCAGUGGCUGGACCAUGCCCUCGGCACGGGGGAGCUCACCCGCCGCAGCUGUGUGCGGCACUGGCUGCCACCGCGGCGCCACCUGGUGGCCAGGGGUUGCGCCUUCGGCGAGGCGCGCCAAGGCGAGUGCCAGGUCGUCGUCGCGACGGUGGCGUUCGGCAUGGGGAUCGACAAGCGGGACGUCCGCCUCGUGUGCCACACCUGCGUGCCGUCGUCGAUGGAGAGGUACCACCAGGAGAUCGGCCGCGCGGGCCGCGACGGUAGCCCCUGCCGGUGCGUGCUGUGGUACUCCCCGGCCGACGUCCAGCGGCUGAGGAAGAUGGCGAGCAAGAAACACGAGCAGGAGCAGAUCGACCUGGCCAGCCGGUUCUGCGGUGACGGGUCCGUGUGCAGGCGCGCCGCGCUCCUCGCCUAUUUCGGCGAGCAGCACCAGGCGCAGCGCUGCGACGCCUGCGACGUCUGCUCGCGGCGCCAGUCCGGCGGCUCGGGCUCCCAGCCGCAGCAGCGGCAGCAGGAUCUGGCGGAGGCCCAGCAGCUGCUGGCCCUGGCUGCGGCGCUCCAGGAGCAUGGCCUCACGGCGGCGAAGCUGCGCGAUGCCGCCAAGGGCAAGCGGCUGCCAGAGGCCACAGGACGCGCCAAGAACUUGUCGGCCGCCGCCGCGGCUCACGGUGCCUUCGGCGCCCUCCGGGCGCACAGCCCCGACUUCAUAGAGAGGCUCAUUGACAAGCUGAAGCAGCUCGGCGUCUUUGUGGAACGUAAGGAGAGGGCAAAGGGCUUUGGCAAAGGCAAGCGCUUCGCGAACCUCUACCUGGCCCUGGGGAAAGAGGCCGACAGGCUGCGCGCCGGCGCGACCCGCGUGGCGCUGCCUGCCGAGGCGGGCGCUCUAUGGAACCGCCACCCACCUCAGCAUGCCUCUCGUCAGGCUGCCAUUGCUGCGUCCAUCCAGGCCGCCAUGGAGACGGCUACCGCGACCAUCACCCAGCACGUAGAUGCGAAGAUGGCCAAAGUUGAGGCCACGCUCCAGGAGCACUACACGGCGAUUGCUGAGCAGAGGGAGUCGCUGUCGCAGGUCAUCGCCACGGUCAACCUGAUGCAGAGUGGUGCUGCGAGCUCUGGUGGCUCCUCAGCAAGUGGGCCUACUUCGGCGACCAGGGCUGGAUCGUCCAUCUCAGCGGGCAUUUUGCCGAAUGGCCCCAAACGGGGACGUGGAGCUGACAUGAUGGAUGGCAGUAAUCCGAAGCUCAAGUUCUCCUACAACGCGUUCGAGAGGCACAUUGGCGUCAGUUGGUCGCUCGAUUUCCCCAUCACCUUCGAAAUGUUUGAAUGCGACAGGAUUGCGCGCGAGUUCACGCAGGAGUGCAACAGGGUCGGCAUGUGCUGGAUCGACCCCAGGGACGGCUCACAACACACACUGAGAGUUAGGUCGGACCUACCUCAUGACGUGAGGCAGAAGAAGCGCGCGUUCCACCACCUCUACGGGAAGGUGAAAGCCAUGUGUGAGAACUGUGAGCGUUGGGACGCUUCGGCUCGUCUGGGCGUGGAUGGCUUCAAAGGUCAGCUGCGAAUCUCGACGGACGAUGAUGUGUGGACACUGGUGACUGCUACUCCAGCGACUAAGCGAGGCGACGUGGACUUCUUCAACUUCACGCCGAACAUCAAGGACUGCCAGGACUGGGGUAUCUCAGCGGAGCAGAUUCACGCUGCCAUAGAGACCUCGCAGCAGGAGAUGCAGGACCAUGAUGAGAUCGACUACUCCAGCGAGUAG